AUGAGCACUCUAUCUGCUCUCGACAGGCACCGUGAAGGAUCCAAUCAUACAUUUGUCACUUCUCCCAACUCCUAUAUCCAUUUAACUUCAGGCGACUCUGACUAUCGUUCAUCAACUACCAUUUCUGCGUCUCGCUCCAGUCGCCGCUCUCUCGCUGCAAUUGCUUUGGAAAAGACUUCCCAGGCAUUUAAUAGCUUCACAGCUUCCCUUGCCGCGCAACAAACAGGCCCCUCUGUUCGUAAUCCCCCGUCACACACCAACUACCAGAAGCCGCCAGCACGAAAUACCCCAUCUCCUGCGUUCAGCUCCUGCAACGUCUUUGAGGAUAGAGCCAACGUCCAGAGCAGUGACAGCUACAGUAGUGCAGGUGGUCGAGGAAGCGGUGAUAGCGGGCCUAGCUCUGGUACUGGCGGUGUGAACACGGAGGACUUCCGCCUGUCAAUUCACUCGUUGCGCAGAGGCUCUGUUGACAACCUCACCAUAACCACACUUUCCCGCCCAACGACUCCUAGUACCGUAGCAUCUCCUAGCCAACAGACCUUCCCACCUACUGCGCCUCGACGAUAUACUCUUCAAGGUAAUCAAAGGAAUCCACCGCUGCUCAACAGCCCUUCUGCACCUGAAGACGAUUCGGAUCCGGCCAUGUCAAGUGGCAAGAUGCACCAAACUUCUUCGCGCUUGCUGCGAAUGACCAGCAAUGAUCGGCCGUUCACCAGAGAUUUUAAAGACCUCUUCUCGACGCUGAUAGUCAAGGAGGCCAUCAACAAUCUCGGUUCCCUAAAGUUCUCACAAUCGAAUCGUAUGCCAGACCCUAAAGAUCCCUCACGCAUUGUCACAACCACUACAACUACGACAUUUUCCAUGGCGAAAGAAAUGGCCCGUUCCGUAUGUCAGCGGUUUGUAGAUGCUAGAUUCAUCGAGCCAGUAGAUGGAAGGAUAAGCAAUCAAUUCCCCCUCAAGGGCGCGCUUUUUCACUUGACCCCGAAGGGAAUUCACAUCCUGCAGCGAUUUUGCCAGAGAAACGGCAUCACUGCCAGGCACAUCAUGGAUGUACUCGAAUCUCCCAGAAAUACCAUGCAGCUGGUUAUAUUAGAACGGGAAAAUUCUAAUGAUCAAAUAUCUCACGACCGUGCCACAAUCGAGGUUAUUUUCCGUCGGUUUGCGGGGCAGGACGGCCCUAAUAUCAAGUCGUCCGCUUCGACUUCGGAUUCGGACUCCGUCAGUGACUACACCAACGGACUUGUCGGCGUGAAAAUGGCGAAAGAAAGGAAAGUCGGAGAUAAAGUCAUUCAGAAUUCCUUUACCGGGAAAGCAGCGGUGGAUUGGCUGAUGGACUGCUGCACCACGAUAGACCGUCGAGAAACAGUCGAGAUUGCAGCCUUGUUUGUUAAACACGGGUUGACGUACUCUGCCUUUGAGGACAAGAAUUAUGUCCAAAAUAACCCAGACGCGGCAGCUUUCCAACCCACCAAGUAUUCUAUCUAUGCGCUGACUGAACGAGGGCAACGGAUCUGUGGAUGGAUCGCGAGAGAAAAGCCGCUGGUCACGACUUUCGACGGCCGCGCUGCACCCCGAGAUUCGAACAACGCCCGUUUGAAUAACAUCUUGCAAGAUCCUGCGUUGCGAUUACUGUUCAGGGAAUUCCUGCGUUAUUCCCUUUGCGAGGAGAACCUGUCUUUUUAUCUUGACGUUUCCGAGUUUACAACAACUUACCACCAGCAAGAAAAGGCUGGUGCAUUUGCGAAGAUGGAUGCCGUUCGAGAAACUCUUGCUAGUGCAUAUGGCUUAUACAACGCCUUCCUUGCCCCUGGGUCUCCUUGUGAACUCAAUAUUGAACACGCUCUACGGAAUAGCCUCGCCAGCCGUAUGACGCGAGCCGUUGGAGAUGAUGCCUCUAUGCUCAAAAGCUUGACUGAAGUCGUCAGCCUCUUCGAACUUGCUCAGGUUUCCGUCUUCAAACUCAUGUCAAGCGACUCCGUCCCAAAAUUCGUCCGAGAUCCAAAAUAUGCUGUCGUUUUGCAGGAACAUGAUUUCGAUCCCAACAUCCCUGGAAAGUCGAACUUGCCGGGUGCCGCCCCUAUUCCAGAACGCUCCAUGAGCCGGUCCACCAGAUCGUAA
This is a messenger RNA of Histoplasma capsulatum G186AR, 2118 nucleotides long. RefSeq names its product developmental regulator flbA. Bases 1 to 2118 code for a protein of 705 amino acids. The transcript is spliced from 4 exons. Gene Ontology annotation, biological process: intracellular signal transduction. Lineage: Eukaryota; Fungi; Ascomycota; Eurotiomycetes; Onygenales; Ajellomycetaceae. The record is from RefSeq and is a predicted model, not a curated record.